Molecule: messenger RNA, 573 nt
Organism: Laetiporus sulphureus 93-53
Lineage: Eukaryota; Fungi; Basidiomycota; Agaricomycetes; Polyporales; Laetiporaceae
Exons: 1
Coding region: 1-573 (190 amino acids)
Source: RefSeq, a predicted model, not a curated record
AUGGAGAUGACGAAUAUGGGCCUCAAUAAUGCGUAUGACAUCAACUUUGAUUUCACGAACUUCUCACACACCGAUAUUCUGAAUGCGCCCUUGUUUCCAUCGCUGAUCGCCGCAACCUCAGAGAUCAACAAUGCAUUGGUCAUACAGGCACCAACCGCAUCGAGCAUGUCUGAAGCCCCCAGUACCUCUUCCUUUCCCCUGAAUCUGCCGUCGUCCCUCUCAUCCUUAUUGGCACCAAUGAGUUCAGCUGCUAUGUCUCCAUCUUCCACCUCGGACUCUCAGGCAGGCACUGCCACCGGCCUGGGCACGACUACACCUGCUGCACAGGUGUCACACGAGCAGCGAGUUGAUGCCGCUAUCCCUGCAGUGCCUCCUCAUAUGCCUGCCAAACAGCCCAAUGCUGACUCUGAUGCUUCCAGCUGCCCGAAACGUCAGAUGAAGAAGCCAGCGCGACCAGAUGCCACGCCACUUUGGGAGCAGUGGGAGUUGCCUGCGAGCGGAGCUAAGCGAGCAGAGAAAGAAAAAAACCAGCGCACGAAGGAGAAUGGACCAGCUGAAGUUGGGCAAAAAUGA